CCAGUUCCGUCUGUGUGGUUUUCGUGGCUCUGGUUACGUCGCCCUUUAUCGCAGAGUGGAGUUCCGCGAAGGAGUCAUACGUAUCCGUAUCUUCCUUCCGUAACUUACGGAAGGUAUCCCAGUCUGUGAGGGUGAAAGAUCGGGGUGGGGCCGUCGUACGCACGGUGUAAGAAUAUAGUAUUCUUGCACCGUGGUCGUACGCGUGUUUGGUAUUUCUGUGCGUAUGACGAAGUGAUCGCUGCCCAGGUUCUCUUGCGUGUUCGCGUCCAUGUGUAGUUUGCAACAUUUCGGAGUAACGUGAGGUCCGGCGUAGUAUCGCGCUGCGUCGACGUACCCAAUCUGGUGGGGAACCUGUGGCCCGUCACCAGGGUGAGGGACAGGUCGUCUAUUGCGCGCGAGAGGUUGUUGCCGCUAGGCUUGAUUGUGGGGUAACCCCACGACGGGUGGGGGGCGUUGAAGUCCCCUGCGAUAAUGACCGAUGAGUUUCGUGCCAAUGACGUGGCUUUAGUAAGGAUCGCAUGGAAGGAUUGGUUGUAGUGCGUGGGGGAACUGCAGAUGUUUAGUACAAAAAAACUUUGUUUUAAGAAUCGGUUAGGUACGAGCUCGAUUAGGAUCGCCUCUCAAUGCGACUGUUUUUCGGUAGGACCUCGUGAACGGUGCCCGCGAAUUUUCUACUAACGAGCGUGGCGAUGCCUCUCCUGUUGUCCCCUCCUCUUUUUGAGACAGUGCAGUACCUUGAGAGCGUAAGGGUUUCGCACAGGGUUUCCUGUAAUAGUAUUAUGUGCGGCCUUUGGCGUUGAAUUUUGAGGUACUGUUGCAGCGAGGAUUUGCGUUUCGCGUAGCUAGCGCAAUUCCCCUGCCAAAUUUCUAAAGUAUCCCGUGUCGUGUUAGCCAUGAUGGUUUUGGGAGGAAUUUAUUGCCGCCGAAGGGUGCGUAGUCGUGUCCAUUUGUUGUGGCUGACUAGCUUUGUUUUUAAUUUUUAUGGCGACUUUGUUUUCGACAACCUCUACACGAUUCGCUAGGGUAUGAAUACUUUGUAGGUUUUCUCGCGUGAGGCGCAGAAUUUCGUCUAGGGUGUCUUAAUUGCGGUACAUUACACUCUUCUUCCGUCUCUGGGAGUGGAGGGCGUUUGCGUUUCGCUGUGCUAACUUUUACAUUUGCUUGUCUAGUUGAUGAUUUUUGCUAACACAGUGACACUGAUAUGUUACAAGGCUUUGAUCGCUCACUUAAUUGGCACCAAAAGUUGACUGCCCGAACCUAAAAAAUGUAGAGGCGUGUAGUCCGCUCCUCUCUAAAAUAGCGUUAAAUAGCCGCUCCUAUUGCCUUUUUCAAGCAGAUUAUUAUAAAUCACAUUGCUUGUAGAGUUCGUAAUUUACACAACAGUUUCAUUGUAUACGUUGUAAAACUUGUUUCUGCACUCUUUAGAAACUUGAAACCACCGUAUGUUCGACGACAGAACGAUUACCACUCAUUUUAACUCUUAAAAGUUGUCCGUGAAUGCGUCGUGAGUUCAAAAAGUGAAUUACGCACACAGCUUCACUGCGUACGUAUCUUAAGCACCACCAUUAUGCUACCGCCGUACUACGCAGAAAAGCUAGCUUUACAGUUUGAAAAGAGUUCCGUGACACGAUUUUUUUAAGGCCUUAGAGCAGCACGUAUAUUAAAGCACUUAAAUCGCUUUUGCAAGCUUUCUACUGAACUAGACAUCCAACGAGAAUAAAAACAAGAUAUGCUCACCUUUCCUUGAAACAGAAUCGACCAACCUAUUGCACAUAUGGGGCGGAGGACUUACUCGUGAAUAUACAUUUACUAUACUUUUACCAGAUCAUCUGCCUUUCGCUACGGCACACAUCAGUAAAUCCUAAUGUCAUCUACGACAUUAGGCUAUUUGUAAUCAACGCAAAAAAGCUAGAUUUUCCUAUGACUCUUCUAAAAUAAUUUUUCCAGUCUCUUUCGGAUGCUAGGAAAGGGAAAUUUAUGCAGUUGCCACUUACGCUCGUUGUUUACACUUCUUGCACCGCUCCUCCUCUUCUAGUUUCACUAUUCAAACGCAAAGCAUUCGCAAAUAUCUGUUUUAUAUUGUAUAUUUGUGAAUUUAAUCAUUCACCGCCAAUACAAGCGCAUUGUGCCUGUCGAAAUGGCAACACGAGCGCUGAACAGAUCACAGAAGCAGACGACAGCGAACAGGUUAUAGCGAGCGCCACUCUGCUCGUACGUUCUGUCCCUAGCGGCAAAAGGGCGUACUGGAGCAGGCGUGCUGGAACAGGGAGAUCUGUGCCUGUCUGGGGAACAAAAUGGGGGAACCAUGGCGCGACCCACUACCCGUACUCUAGUACACGAUGUCAUGCUAUGUUUACGCAUGUGGUGAGCGUGCACAAACUUCCCUGCUGCUGUCGCUCACGGCCACCUCCAAAGCUUCUGCUCAUCUUAGUUGUGCCCGUCAAAAUAUAGCCCAUCUCUGCACCGUUGACAACAAUUAGCUGCAAGUGCUGAUUGCUGCUGGUUGGCUCAGUCCAGAAUCAGGGCCAACCGAAAUGUUCAUCCGCUUUCAAGGAGUUCUUGGAUUUGCAACUUCUUCAUGCUCACAAAGCACCCUGUGUUUCUUCCCUACUAGCAAUCAGCCCACGAGACACAAUAUUCUUGGUGCCUCACAAAUGCGAUGAGCCUAGCUGAAAGCAUCACUGCCAAAAUGGCAUGCCAUGCCCUUUCAAAGAUCGGUGGUCAGGUCGAGGUUGGCAUGCAGUGCAGCUUGUCUCUCGCUGACAAGUCUGUUGGGUGCUCGUUGAAACCAGGGAGCGAGUCUAGGAGCGUGCAGACUAUGGAGGCUGUGGAGCAGUUAAGCUCCACCUCAGCAUCGAGGCCUUCAAUUUCUGCGUCAACUGCCAAAUGUGACAACUCAGAGCAAGGAUGCAUCCACCGAUGUCAGCUAUGUGACUAUGUGGCUGAUGAACUAUUUCUUCUGGAAGCACAUGCCACCAUCCAUACUGGCGAGAAGCCAUUUAAUUGCCCUUCAUGCUCUCUGAGCUUCUCAUACAAGUGUUAUCUGAAAGCCCACCUGCGCACCCACACAGGCGAGAAGCCAUUUGGCUGCCCUUCAUGCUCUCGGAGCUUCUCACGAAAGCCCCACCUGAAAGCCCACCUGCGCACCCACACAGGCGAGAAGCCAUUUGGCUGCCCUUCAUGCUCUCUGAGCUUCUCAGAAAAGAGCCACCUGAAAGCCCACCUGCGCACCCACACAGGCGAGAAGCCAUUUGACUGCCCUUCAUGCACUCGGAGCUUCUCACAGAAGAGCGGCCUGAAAGCACACCUGCGCACCCACACAGGCGAGAAGCCAUAUCAGUGCUCUUCAUGCUCUCGGAGCUUCUCAGAAAAGGGCAGCCUGAAAGCCCACCUGCGCACCCACACAGGCGAGAAGCCAUAUCAGUGCCCUUCAUGCUCUCGGUGCUUCUCACUAAAAAAAGACAUGAAAUUCCACCUGCGGACUCACACAGGCGAGAAGCCAUUUGACUGCCCUUCAUGCUCUCGGAGCUUCACACUAAAGCCCCAACUGAAAGCCCACCUGUGCACCCACACAGGCGAGAAGCCAUAUCAGUGCCCUUCAUGCUCUCGGGGCUUCUCAAUCAAGGGUCACCUGAAAGUCCACCUGCGCACCCACACAGGCGAGAAGCCAUAUCAGUGCCCUUCAUGCUCUCGGAGAUUCUCACAAAAGAGCAACCUUAGGAAACACAUGAAGCGAGAAGCCAUGGCGAAAAGCCAAGAAUCAGUGAUUCUCGUUGAAGAAUGCCCUGAAGAUACGCCGGUGCAUUCAUACAAGUGACCGGCCAUAUAGUUGCAUUGCCUGCUUCAGGUCCUAAUCACUUGAACAGACUUGGAGAGUGCAACACCAUGAUACUGUAGGGUAUUUUAACAAUCUCGUUGAACUAGAGUCUGAAUUAAAAAUCUACAUUCGUGUAGCAUGUUACGUAGUGUUCUACUGCAUCAGGUAGCACAAGUGUCUCCACAUGCUCCUGAGAGCAAGCUUUAACUCGGGCCCAACUUCGAUGCCGCGUAUUCAAAUACAUGUAAAACGCAGAAAUGCUUUUCUGAAAUAACCAGUGGGCCGAUUGUAACGAAAUUUGUUACAUUUGAGAGAAAAAGCUAAAUUCUGGUGACUCCUGGAAGCAUAAUUUAGUUUGAAGGCCUGAAUGUUAAACAGGAAUUUACAAAGAUUUUUAUCUUAAAGAAAUUGGAGCAAGAACUUUAUAAAUUUUUAACUCUGCACCUGGAAUAGAUAUCGUAGCUCUGUAAACUGCAUACGCUAGAUCUUCUAAAGCAGACAAAUUUGAUCUAUCAAUGUAUAUCUUGUUAACUUGUUACACUGUUUACAGGGACAUUGCAGAUGUCCUAAUCAUUUAUUAGUGGUAUAUUUUAACGCUUUGUUUAAUAUCUAAAUAUUGUCCGCUUUAGGUGUCCUAUUAGGAGCACUUUACAGAAUUGCAAUAUUUUUCAUUGCUGAGUUACCAGAGUUGUAAAUUUGAGAGUUUCGUUUUCUGAAAAUUUGUGAUUUUCAACAAUUGCUAUUAAAAGAUUGAUGGCCUAAAUCAAAAAUUGACUACCAACAGUCACUACAUUCUAUUUCUUUUAUAUGCAGCAAACCUCAUCUGGUUUCGUGCAGUAAUUGUCAAGAAAAAUGAUCUAUCCUUUCCCAUGUAUGUAGAUAGGAGCCCCCAAGCUGAAGCUUGCUCUUAAAAGGUCUCUGAAACACUUUUGUGGGGUUACCAUAUUUUCUGUAGAUCUUUUCUCAACACGUUAUGGAACACAGAGUAAAAGGAUUUACGAGAACUAACCCACAUAAAGCCGUUGUAGUUGAGAAAAAAGUCAAAAUACAGUUAAACUUUAAUUAAAAGAAGUCGGCAAAAACAGCUGUUUGCUUUGUUAUAUUGUGGCUUUUCAUUAUUCGAAAAGUAAAUGAUGUUCAUUCGUGUCUCAAAAAUUACUGUUUGCAUGCCCCUACAAACUAUGUAUGUUCAUUGUAAUAAUUGUUACACUACAGAUGUCUAAAUUAUGUGUUCUUUAGGCUCUGUUUUUUUUUCGGUGUUCUCUGGUACAUAUGAACUUGUUCUCUUAGACCAAUUCAUGUAUUUGUUGGCUCUUGGUUCUGGUCUACAUGGUUCAUUGUGGAUUUUUUUUAUCUUAUUCUAUUCGUGUCUUUCUUUUUUUUUUACAAAUGGGUACUUUUUUAGCAUCAAAUAAAUGCCAUUGUUUGGUGAGUAUUCGUUGUAUGUUCUUGAUAUUACAAUAAUUUAUUGACGGCAUGGAAUAUAAGGAUGCUAGCAUUUUAUUGUAUCUGGGGCUGCAAGAGAUAUUGAAUGACGGCAGUUGGAACUUCAUUAUUAACACAAAAGGAACCUGUUAUAAGUAACAUAGAUGAGUAAUCUAAUGUUUGAGUCGAAUGUCAGUUCCACCAUGCUUUAUUCAUUCCUACAUUUUAUUUCAACUAAUUACCAGCAUUUCUAUAAGCACUAGUGCGACAUAUAUUUGUAGAAAUAUUUGUAUAAACUUUACAUAUUGAACUGGGCUUAUAAGCCUGCACUGUGUAAUACAUUUGUGUGCAGAAGCCAUGAAAUUGGGCCAAUCCUGUUUUUUGAAACUUGAAAAAAAUGCUUUCUGAAUUGCAGUUAUACUAGUCUCUCAUCAGGAAUUUCCUCACCGACAAAAUUGUGUACAGGACAUGCUUUUAAGAUAAUAAAUACAAGGGUUCACUGUUUCGAUUAA
This is a messenger RNA of Dermacentor andersoni, 5754 nucleotides long. The record is from RefSeq and is a predicted model, not a curated record. NCBI's taxonomy places the organism in Eukaryota, Metazoa, Arthropoda, Arachnida, Ixodida, Ixodidae.